Molecule: messenger RNA, 1488 nt
Organism: Chaetomium strumarium
Lineage: Eukaryota; Fungi; Ascomycota; Sordariomycetes; Sordariales; Chaetomiaceae
Exons: 5
Cellular component (GO): nucleus
Molecular function (GO): RNA binding
Source: RefSeq, a predicted model, not a curated record
AGCUCGUCCUCCGGGCGCUACCCCCGCACACGGCGCAGUGUCGAAGAGGAAGCAGGGAUUCCAGAGCCGCACGACACCGUGGCUGAGACCACCCCAGUGUGCUUUACCGCCGAGGUUGACACCGAGCUCACCAGCGUCUCCGCCGACGAAGAACAAGAUCCAACAUCCCGUCAGCGCUCCCCACCGCCGCAGUAUCCCGCCUCAGAGGCCUCGGGCAGUUCAGCCUUCCGGCCACCACCCUCGUUUUCGUCGCUCUUUCCUUAUCACGACCACGAAGCGUCGGCAUCCGUACUCGAGCCGUACGAGCCGUACAAGCAUACCGUCGACGACAGCGGCGCAACUUCUUCGGUCUCCGCUGCAGCACCAGCGUAUGCGCCACCCGACCAGGUAGCACCCGAGUCUUCGAAUCGCGCGUCUGCAGCCCUCAGGCUUCAGGACGAGACCAAGCGCGCGCUCCCACAGGAUACCAAAGGUCCCGCGGGCGAGCCGUCGCGCAGAAGCAAGGACGAGGAAGCAGAGCCGCCACCGGCAUAUUCGGAGGGAUCCAGUCCCCUCCAGUCAUUCACAUACCUCAUGGCUGCCGCAGGAGGCGCGUCGAGUAUUAUUACUCAGGUUCAGCAGGGCGGGCCGUCCCUGAACCCCUUAGGAGAUGUACCCGGCGAUGAGACGAUCGUGAUGGACCUGCGGGGCACGCGCUUUAAGCUGUCCAGAGACGAGCUGUUGACACUACCAGAAUUUGUCCUCCUCUCGCUCUUUCCUAACGGCCUCUUCCCGGAGGGGCAUAUGGGGGGCUUCUCAGAAGGAGAUGCUGUCCAAGUAGAUUACGACCCUGCAUCGUUACAAUACAUGUUGGACUUCUUCCGGAACGUGGCGCAGAGUAUUCCAGCCGAACCCACCCAGGAAGGAGCCGACGGCGUUGUGCCUCUCGACCCCGGGGCGCGGGACGAGAGCAGCAGGCGAGCUGGCAUCAUCGUGCUGCGCGAGGACCUCGAUUUCUACGCCAUCCCACCCAAGCAGGACAUCAACCAACCCGAGAUGAUGGAGGUCAAACGGGCCGCGGCGAAGGCACUGCUCCAGCAGGACGGGAUCUUCAGCGGGCUGAAGAAGAGUGACGAGCCGGGGACAACCGAGGCGCAUCUGAUCGAGAUGCUGACGGCCGGCGGCUUCAACCACGACGACCGCUGGGGCCACCGGGCGGGCGAGCCCAACAAGGCCGUCAUCUGCUCUCUGGCGCUGGCGCGGCUGCGCUCCGACAUCCGGGGCAACGACAUGGGCAGCAGCGCCGUUGGCAUGGCGCAAAAGCUUCUGCUCUUUUGGCGUAAGCCCGCCAGAAGGUGCUGGUGGGAGGGCGUGGAGCUCGACAACGUCGAGGGCCUCCCCGAGGGCACCAAGCUGAAGGUCUGGAUCCGCAGGGUGUGGACGCUGGAGAUGAGCGUCAUUGGCUUGCGUUAGUAGCGCGGGCUAAGCGCUUACUGCUUUCUUGGAUGU